AUGCUCCCACGCGCGGCGGCGGCGCAGGGCGCCCCGGCCGCGACUACCUUCGCCGACGAUGUGCUGCGCGUCUUCGGGGCCAACCACAGCCUGUCGGCUGGGCAGCUCUCCGCGCUGAUGCACCGGCUGGGCGCCGCGCCGGCCCUGGGCGCGGUGCUGCCGCUGCCCCACCUGCACCACAACCAGUGCUUGACUGGUGAGGAAAUUUUUUCUUUGCAUGGGAUACCGAACAACAGCCACGUAUCAAAUUCAAGCUUCUCUACAAUAUGUCCUGCUGUUUUGCAACAGCUAAUUUUUCACCCGUGUGAUCAUCAGGAAAACUUUGUGGAUACGGCUAAACCACAUUCUUUACAAGUUUGGGGAUUUGGGUUCCUGGCUGUGACUAUCAUUAACUUGGCAUCACUUCUGGGAUUGAUUUUAACUCCCCUCUUAAAGAAGUCAUACUUCCCUAAGGUGUUAACCUACUUUGUGGGCUUGGCCAUUGGUACUCUCUUUUCUAAUGCCAUUUUCCAGCUCAUUCCAGAGGCAUUUGGGUUUGACCCCAAAGUAGAUAACUAUAUUGAGAAAGCCGUUGCUGUGUUUGGUGGAUUCUAUAUUCUCUUCUUUGUGGAAAGGAUUCUUAAAGUGAUAUUGAACAUCUAUAAGCAGACUAGCCAUAAUGACUCUGAAAAUGGUGAACAGAAUCGUUCUCAGGAUAAGACUAACCCACCGAAACCAUUAUCAGCCAGCAAUGGGGGGACAUGUUAUGCAAAUUCAGCUGUCAUAGAGAACAAUGGAAGCCUUGGUUUUGACAGCAUCAGUGUGGUCUCAACACAGGAAGAAGCCACCCAAGGCAGCUUAUGCAAGUGUCUUAACGGGCGUCCACUGUCAAAGAUUGGGACCAUUGCUUGGAUGGUAACACUGAGUGAUGCCGUACAUAAUUUCAUAGAUGGUUUGGCUAUUGGUGCUUCUUUCACUUUGUCUCUGUUUCAAGGGCUUAGUACCUCCAUAGCCAUCUUGUGCGAAGAGUUUCCUCAUGAACUGGGGGAUUUUGUCAUCUUGCUUAAUGCAGGAAUGAGUACUCGGCAGGCUCUGUUUUUCAACUUUCUGUCUGCAUGUUCCUGUUACAUUGGGAUGGCUUUUGGUAUAUUAGUAGGCAACAACUUUGCUCCUAACAUCAUCUUUGCCGUAGCUGGUGGAAUGUUCCUGUACAUCUCUCUGGCAGAUAUGUUCCCAGAGAUGAAUGAUAUGCUGCGAGAGAAAGUGACAGGAAGAAAGAUGGAUCUCGCAUUCUUCCUUAUUCAGAAUGCUGGUUUACUAACAGGGUUUACUGCUAUACUGAUCAUUACCUUGUAUGCAGGAAAUAUUCAACUGUGAUAAUGCAAGUGAAAAUGGGAUCAGUA
Molecule: messenger RNA, 1382 nt
Organism: Gavia stellata (red-throated loon)
Lineage: Eukaryota; Metazoa; Chordata; Aves; Gaviiformes; Gaviidae
Gene: SLC39A8
Product: solute carrier family 39 member 8
Exons: 8
Coding region: 1-1356 (451 amino acids)
Biological process (GO): intracellular zinc ion homeostasis; zinc ion import across plasma membrane
Cellular component (GO): membrane
Molecular function (GO): zinc ion transmembrane transporter activity
Source: RefSeq, a predicted model, not a curated record